Molecule: messenger RNA, 2538 nt
Organism: Penicillium diatomitis
Lineage: Eukaryota; Fungi; Ascomycota; Eurotiomycetes; Eurotiales; Aspergillaceae
Exons: 2
Coding region: 1-2538 (845 amino acids)
Source: RefSeq, a predicted model, not a curated record
AUGCCCCUCUUCAAGAAUAAAAAGAUCAGAUCCUCACCUCGACAAUCCCUCACAUUUUCCUCGUCACGCCCGUCACAACCUCAGCAACGCCCUCCACCUCCACGCGCCGGCGAACGACUGAUACACCCCGCGUUGGCUGCUCCACCGGGACCCAUUUAUCCGAACGGCAGCAGCAGCAGCGACAGCAGCGACGGCAUCAAUCCUCGUCUGGAUUCGAACACAUCUUAUACGGAUCUUCCUCCAGAGGGCUACCAUCCCAACUACGACGGAUCGGGCGUCCCGUCCACAGACGAGCUCGCAGCUCCCUAUCCCAACUCACCAUCGGCGCAACAUCAGCCUCCUCCGCAGCUGUCGCAACCUUCUUCGUUGUACCGCUCGCAGAGCUCCCGUCAGCCCCACCUUCGUCAUCCCGACCCUCAGCGUCAACAAACAAAGCCGCACGAGAACGAGCUCGACCGACCAUCCGUCAAUUUGGUUGCGCACGAGGAGAGCCCGCACUCUCGCCCUCUGGCCCCAAGAACAUUCCUUGGGCGUCCCACCUCGGGAGUGCUAGAACGAAGAUUGUCCGUCAAGGGCAAGUCGCUGUCUUACUCGACCUCGCAACCCUCGUCGCCGCAGAUCGCAUCUCCUCCGCGGCUGGGCCCGACCGAGAACGAACCCUACAGUCACCGGCCGAGUCAUUCAAGUAACUCCUCCCCAACUGACCAACAGCACCCACCCGGUCCGAGAGUCACGUCCCUGCCAUUGCAACAGCAACGGUAUCAGCCACCAUCGUGUGAUAACUCGGGGUCCUUGCGGCAGGAGCAGCCUCAGUCAUUGGACCGACCGUCAUCGCGUUCGCAAGCGCAAGCGCUAUCGCACUCGCAGUGGCAGACGCCCUCUCCAUCCGCCGCUCUCACGCUACAGGAAGCGCUGGAGCUUCCGCCCCCACCUUCACUGAACCCUGCCCGGCGCAGCAACACCGAGUCAAUUCUAGUCCAUCGCCCCAACGGUCGUCCAGGGCCGACCGACAUCCCUGCUGCAUCAUUGUCGCACGACCAAGAUCGACUGAGCCGUCGUGCUCACCCACCAGUAUUGCGAGCAAAACAGCAGGAUCUUGUACAGAGCGCCCGGCCCCCGUCUCAGCAUUCACUGGAGGCUUCCUCGCGUGUCAAUCAAGCCAAUCGUCCGGACGCUAUGCAGCAGGCUGCCUCAAAGUCACCAAACCCACCCGUCAGCCAGCUUACCCAACACAACCAGCAGAAUCAAUUGCACCUGCCGCAGCAGCAAGAAAACCAAGGAUUGUCAUCUGCUCAGGGGUGGUACUCGGACGAUUCGCACCGUCAGGUCAAUCCGAGCUCGAAUAUGGCAGACUCGGCUGGUUCCACUCCGACGGCACAUCGAGGUGGCGAGGAUUCGGCUGAAAUUGAUGUGCAAGUUUUGAAGCAAAAAUAUGAAGAAUUGCAAACCAAAUAUUCCAAAGUGAAGCGAUAUUACUUUGACAAGGAUGCCCAGGUGCAGCAUCUACAAAACACGGUAGCCCAUCAACGGAUGGCAGUCUCUCGCACCGUCCUCGACGACAACGAGUAUGCGAAUCGAUUCACUCGCCUCGAUGGAGCGAUCAAAGACCUGGCCUUUUCCGUCCGGAAGGAUUGGAGGGGCGUUCCUGGAUGGUUGCAUGGCUUGGUAGCAGAGGAGGCCACCGCCAAAGAAAUGACGGCGGCAGGCCGAGCCGUCAUUAGUCGGUGGUUAGUGGAAGAAGUCUUUCACCGUCAUUUGCACCCUGGACUGGAUCCAACGCUCAGUAUUCAAUUGAAGAGUAUCGAGAUGAACUUGCGACGACAACAAGUGCGACCACCGACCGAGGAGGAACGGGAAAAUGUAUUGGUUAGAAUCUCCAACUGGCGACGCACGACCUUUGACGGCCUUGGUGAUGCGCUAUCCGCGCCGAGUGCGCAGAAACAUCGCGAUGAGCUGGUUGAUUAUUUGACCGCAGACCUCACUGCGUUCUUAAGCGGCCAACUACAUGAAUCCGCGCAGCCGGGCUUGGAGGCUGCAGUACGAAUGAUUAUCGAGAGCUCCGUCAAUAUUACGGAGAAGAUCCCAUUAGAGGCCCGCGAUGUCUCUGUCGAAUACUUCCUCCCCAACAGCUCAUUUGACGAGACUUGCAUGAAAGUGGAUGGUGUCCUGCCUCCUCUCGUUCACCCUCCCUCUCCGCCACCAUUAGCCACUCCAACUGAUGGGGACGUCUCCACGGAUGGCCCUGCACCGGAGGCUUGUGAUGCAUCUCUCGCGGCCCCUGCAGACUCCGGAUCUUCGGUUGUGCAAAAGACACCGAGAAAGACAGUGCUUGGUGCGCUCAUGGGUCGCCGACCUCUGGGUUCUGCGACAGGCCGGACCCCGGCGGGAGCUGCUCCGCAUGAAGAGAAUAAACCGCAGCCAGGCGAGGACCGCGAGAAGCAUUCUCGAAUCCGGUUUGCAUCUUUCCUGGCCAUCGAAGUUCGUGGGAAGGGCUCUCCGGUGGUGCUGGUCAAAGCACCCGUCUGGCUCAUUGAAUGA